This is a messenger RNA of Cladophialophora immunda, 2363 nucleotides long. RefSeq lists its product as uncharacterized. The transcript has 6 exons. The record is from RefSeq and is a predicted model, not a curated record. Gene Ontology annotation, molecular function: N-acetylglucosamine-6-sulfatase activity; glycosaminoglycan binding. The coding region runs from base 1 to 2211 and encodes 736 amino acids. Lineage: Eukaryota; Fungi; Ascomycota; Eurotiomycetes; Chaetothyriales; Herpotrichiellaceae.
AUGGCGGAUUUCCACUGUGGCACCGUCCGUCUUUCGCAACUCUCGAGAAACCGUGGCCAGCCCUCUUAUGCGGGUGUGACUGUUGUCCAAUGCUUGGUGUUCUCAGGGUACGAAGAGCUACAGCAGGAAAAGAUCGAUCUUCUCCGCCGGCACUACCGUAUGGGCCUGUUGACAUUCUCUGCCGACGGGGUGCGGACCUCGACCUUCCCCAGAUCUCUACUAUCCCAGCACUUGAUCAUGACCAAAAUCAGAAUGGAUCUAGUUACAAUCACUUCCAAAGACCCUUCGCAGUAUCGAGCACACCUCAAGGGUGACGAGGGUGACGGCAGCACAGACUCUAUCGACAACAAGUUAGCGAACAACGAGCACUCAAGCAUCAUGCUGCAGUAUGUGCUUGUUACUUUGCUCCUUGUGGGCUUUGGCCUGGCAGGACAGAAACGGCCCAACAUCUUGUUCAUUCUCACUGACGACCAGGACCGCCACAUGGAGGCAGCCGAGCACAUGCCAUAUUUACAGGACCUGAUCGUGAACAAAGGCACGACAUAUGCUCAGCACUUCUGCACUGUUGCACUCUGCUGCCCAUCACGGGCAACACUAUGGACAGGGCGAGCGGCACACAAUCACAACAUCACCAACGUGGCCCCGCCACACGGGGGAUACCCCAAGUUCGUGUCGCAGGGCUUCAACGACGACAACCUGUUCCUGUGGAUGCAGCAGGCGGGCUACAACACCUACUACACGGGCAAGCUGUACAACUUCCACUCGGUCGACAACUACGACAUGCCCUACGCCCGAGGCUUCAACGGCUCCGACUUCCUGCUCGACCCAUACACCUACCAGUACCGGAACGCGAAGAUGACCCACAACGGCGAGGAGCCCGUCAGCUACGCAGGCCAGUACUCGACCGACGUGGUGGCGAGCAAGGCCAAGGCGUUUCUUCACGAGGGCCUGCAACAUCUCGCUGCGGCAGGCGAUGACGGUGGGGAUGAUCAGCAACAACGGCCGUUCUUCCUGACCGUGGCACCCAUCGCGCCUCAUUCGAACUGGGUACUGGAGCCAGAGAAGGACCUCUCGUACCUGCUCGAGCCCAUGGCUGCACCUCGCCACCAGCACAUGUUCACCGACUACAAGAUCCCCCGCACCAAGGCGUACAAUGCAGCCAUCGAGGGCAGCAUCGGGUGGAUUAGUUCCCUCCCAAGCUUGAACGACACCGUCCUGGCCUACAACGACCACUAUCAGCGGCAGAGACUGCGGGCGCUGCAAGCCGUGGAUGAGAUGUUGGCCGAGCUGAUUCAGCAGCUCGAGGACGCCGGAGAGCUGGACAACACGUACAUCUUCUACACCACGGACAACGGGUACCACAUCAGCCAGCACCGGAUGAAUCCUGGCAAGGAAUGUGGAUAUGAUACCGACAUUCACAUCCCAUUCUACUUGCGCGGCCCGGGCAUCGAUGCCGGAGGCGUGGUCGACGUGAUCACCACCCACACCGACGUGAGCUCGACUCUGCUCCAGAUCGCCGGGGCCAGUAAGCAGUUGGAUGGCACAGCCAUUCCGCUGGGACGGAGCCCAAGCGGACAGGACUGGGAGCUGGACGAAGAUCCGCCACGACGUCAUGAGCACGCGACUAUUGAGUAUUGGGGCUAUGGCGUCCCCGAAGGCCUUUACGGCGGCCGCACGGACAACAAGCGCGAAGCCGGCAAGUGGCGCAACUACUAUCUGAACAACACGUACAAGGGCCUCCGACUGGUGUCUCAAGACUACAGCCUGUACUACGCGGUGUGGUGCACCAACGAGACCGAGUUUUACGAUCUAAAGACCGAUGCCUAUCAAGUCGUCAACAUGGCCGCCGACAUAGGCGCAUACUCUUCCUACCAGAUCGCGGGGCGGCCGCUGGCGCAGAUCCUCCCGCGCCUCGACGCCCUGAUGAUGGUCCUCAAGACCUGCCGCGACAGCGUGUGCGUCCACCCCUGGAGGACGCUGCACCCGAACGGCCGCGUGGCCGACCUCGCCGAUGCGCUUGACGCACGGUUCGACGCCUUCUACCGCGCUCAGCCCAAGAUGGGCUUCGCCUCGUGUCCCGACGCGUACUACCUCGAGGCCGAGACCCAGGAGCCGGUCAAGCCUUGGGCCGACGACGCGCGGGGACCGAAGGAGGGCGUCGCAAGGCAGCCCGAGUUCGACUAUGCGCUGCACUGGCAGCUGUUGACCUAGGCUUUCAUUCUUGGGGAGAGGGCGUCUUGUAUAUGGUCUCGUGAGCCAUCAAAUAUGGAUAAGAUGGGAGGCUGGUGGACAGACAAAACGCAAGGCCUGUGUUUCUUGAAUCGCUCGCUCUUGUUCUUCUAUUUCGUGGCCUGUCAUCAAUA